This is a messenger RNA of Dentiscutata erythropus, 178 nucleotides long. The record is from the annotation of a GenBank genome assembly. NCBI's taxonomy places the organism in Eukaryota, Fungi, Glomeromycota, Glomeromycetes, Diversisporales, Gigasporaceae.
GUUCUUUCCAACGACUCCUAUUCAGCAACCACAAGACGAACCACCGACAAGUGUGCUACGCCCGAUGCUGUGGAGUAUUAAGGAAGAAGAGCGUUUGGUCUUUACGCGUAUUUCAGUCUGGAUUUGUACUACGCCUAAUGCUGUGGAGUAUCAGGGAAGAAGAGCAUUUGGGCUUUAA